Molecule: messenger RNA, 1463 nt
Organism: Paramacrobiotus metropolitanus
Lineage: Eukaryota; Metazoa; Tardigrada; Eutardigrada; Parachela; Macrobiotidae
Product: WD repeat-containing protein 5-like
Molecular function (GO): protein binding
Source: RefSeq, a predicted model, not a curated record
CUCCCCCGCCACCCCCUGCAUCUCCGUCUGCGCACCAAACCCCUCCCACCCCCACCGGCCCCCGCGGACGCCAACGUCUCCAUCCUGCGCAGCUCCACCCCGGGGCCCCGUUACCAGACGCCCUCUGUCGCCCCCUCGCCCGCGCCCCCGGCGGUCCCCAUCCACCCCGCGACGCCGUGGAGUUGUCGCCGUUUGGCGGGGCAUACGCGCGGGGUAUCGGCCGUGCGCUUCCACCCCAGGGGGGUGGUGGCCAGUGCGGGAGCGGAUCGGAAUCUGAUUGUGUGGGAAGUGGAGACGGGGCGGAAUGUCAAGCAGGUGAUCGGGCACGGGUUGGGGAUUAAUGAUCUCAAGUUCUGUGCGGAUGGACGGUACUUCCUGACGGUGGCGGAUGAUCAGAAGGGGAAGGUGUGGGAUGCGGGCAGUGUCAGGCGGGUUGGGACGCUCAAGGGACACACCAUGUGUGUCUUCAGUUGCGGCUGGAAUGUACAGGGAAAUAUGGUUGCUACGGGCGGCGAGGACGGAUCUCUGGUAAUGUGGGAUGUGCGAACGUUCAAAAGUGUCCGGAGUAUUGCGACGGCGCAUUUCUCGCCGGUGUCGUCGGUGGAAUUCCACAGCGACAGCAGUGUGGUGCUGACGGCCAGCACCGAUGGACUGUGCCGGAUGUGGGACGUCUCCACGGGCAAUCUGCUCAAAACGCUGGUGGAACAGAAGAAUCCUCCCGUGGGAUGCGCGACAUUCUCGCCCAACGGCCGCUAUAUUCUGGCAUCGCACAUGAAUGGAACCAUAAAGAUGACUGAUUAUUUGCGGAACAAAGCCAAGAAGAUUUUCCAAGGCCACGUGAACGACACAUUCUGCAUUUCGUCCAGUUUUCUCACCGUGAAAACGGCUGGUAGUGGUGCUGCCAGCGCGUGGAUUGUAUCCGGAUCGGAAGACCAUAAGAUUUACGUCUGGGAUGUUAACUCGGCGCGUAUCCUGCAUCGGCUGGAAGCUCACUCGGAUACUGUGUUGUCGACGGCGUGUCAUCCCUUUUUGCCGUGUAUCGCGUCGGGCGGACUGGAAAAGGACCGCAACGUCUGCCUGUGGACACCGGACUCCACGGAACCAUCGAUCUAGACAAAUGCGGCAGCUGAAAUGAUCUUUACAGGCACUUGACUUACGGUAGCUGCGAUAGUGAUCUGGCUGGUACAGACGAAUCAAACCUUCUGUUGAUACUGUGUAAUACGUUACUGUUGUUGAUUAUUUUUUGUUGUUUGUGACUAUGAGAUGUCUGUGAUAAGGUUUUCUAUGGACGGCACUGCUAUUGGAUACUGUAUUCAGGAAUUUUGUUGUGUCUUUUGUUGCCAAAAUUGAAAAAGGGAAUUUUUUUGUUGUCAGUUAGCAAUUUGCAAUGAGUUGUAUGUUUUUUUUGGAAGUGUAUAAAACCGAAAAGUGUUGUCCUUGUUUGCUGUUAUGUGGCACGCACG